This is a messenger RNA of Ananas comosus (pineapple), 1784 nucleotides long. RefSeq names its product uroporphyrinogen decarboxylase 1, chloroplastic. The transcript has 5 exons. The record is from RefSeq and is a predicted model, not a curated record. Lineage: Eukaryota; Viridiplantae; Streptophyta; Magnoliopsida; Poales; Bromeliaceae. Gene Ontology annotation, biological process: porphyrin-containing compound biosynthetic process. Gene Ontology annotation, molecular function: uroporphyrinogen decarboxylase activity. Bases 169 to 1386 code for a protein of 405 amino acids.
ACCGUUGUAUUUUUCUGGAGUUAUCCAAACCGGGAGAUAAGAAACAGAGAGCGCGGGAUCGUCGACGACUCCUCCCUUCCCCGCUCUCUCUCUUUUUCAUCGUCUUAUCCCCCAUCGCACGCCUCCCAAAUAAACGCUUCCUCCGCCGCCGCCGCCGCCGCCGCCGCCAUGAGCGGCCUCAUCUCCUCCGCCGAGCUCGGCUCCUCCGCCUCGUUCCUCCACCUCGACCUCCUCCGACCACGUCGCCCUCGGCCUAGGGCUCUUCCCACCAGGCCCAAGUGGGCGAGCUCCCCUCGCGCCAACCUCUCUUCCGAUCCCCUGUUGGUUCAGGCCGCCAGAGGGAAUUCCAUUGCCCGCCCGCCGGCAUGGAUGAUGCGCCAGGCUGGACGAUACAUGUCAGCAUAUCAAAAGCUUGCAGAGAAGCACCCGUCAUUUAGGGAGAGGUCAGAGACCGUCGAUCUUAUAGUGGAGAUCACGUUGCAGCCGUGGAGGGCUUUUAAGCCAGAUGGAGUUAUAAUAUUCUCUGAUAUUCUCACUCCUCUUCCGGCAAUUGGCGUUCCAUUCGAAAUAUCAGAUGCAAAGGGUCCUAUUAUUCAGUCUCCAGUUCAGUUUGAAGAGCAUCUGGAAAAUUUGCAUCCCAUUGAUUUGGAAAAGCUUCAGUUUGUGGGUGAAUCUCUCAGAAUCUUGCGCAGAGAGAUUGGGGAGAAUGCGGCCUUGCUGGGUUUUGUGGGCGCCCCAUGGACAAUUGCCACCUACGUGGUGGAAGGUGGAACAACCAGCACAUACAAAACUAUAAAACGAAUGUGCUAUACCGCACCACAUGUCUUGAGGGCUCUUCUUUCUCACCUGACAAAAGCAAUAGCUGACUAUAUUAUUUUCCAAGUAAACUCGGGAGCUCAGUGUAUACAAAUUUUCGAUUCAUGGGGUGGACAACUCCCACCUCAUUUGUGGGAGGACUGGUCGAAGCCAUAUAUCAAACAGAUAGUGAGUGCAGUAAGAAAACAAUGCCCUCAAGUGCCAAUUGUGCUGUAUAUAAAUGGAAAUGGAGGCCUUCUUGAGCGCAUGAAAGGAACUGGGGUUGAUGUGAUCGGGCUCGAUUGGACGGUGGAUAUGGCGGAUGGGAGAAGGAGACUUGGGAAUGAUAUUGGCGUGCAAGGCAACGUGGACCCUGCCUUACUCUUUUCCCCACUCCCAGUGCUGACUGACGAAAUUCAUAGGGUUGUCAAGGCUGCAGGCCGGAGGGGUCAUAUAUUAAAUCUGGGCCAUGGAGUUCUUGUUCAGACCCCAGAAGAGGCGGUCGCUCAUUUCUUUGAGGUCGCGAGGGGCUUGAGAUAUGACACCUUGUUUGAGGAUUGCAAAUCUGAGCAAUUGGAGACUGUAGGUUAAAAGAUGUAUUGCAUGGCUUGCCGGGUCUCUAAAUUCUUUUGGUGCUCAUGAUACAUGAUGCGUGGAUGGGUGGAUGGUUAUGAUGCAAGAGUUUGUUCAUUGCGGCGGAGACCACUCAAUGUAAGUGUACUCUAUCCUGCAUCAGUAGACUUAAAAUGUUGUUGUUUUUUGUUUGUUUAUUGUAACCUUCGUAGCUAGCGAUAGAGAAGAGGUUUUUUGGGUUUCGUAUGUGCUUCCUAAUUUAUUAGAAUUCGUUGGUAAAUGAUGCUUUGUUUUCGACUUUCCAUGUUGAAUGGCUGCUAUUACUUCAAUGCUUGCUACUAUGAACUUGCAGAAAACCUAACUCUGAAUUACAAACUUGUUUUCUGUGCUUCUUAAUAUUACUUUGUAUUAUUCAA